Dibothriocephalus latus is the source of this 306-nucleotide messenger RNA. The record is from the annotation of a GenBank genome assembly. Lineage: Eukaryota; Metazoa; Platyhelminthes; Cestoda; Diphyllobothriidea; Diphyllobothriidae.
AUGCUUUCCACGCACGCCUCUGAGCGGGCCGUAUGUCUGUUUCUCGUGUCCACUAAGCACGUGCGCGCCAUAGCGUGUCAAAAGCAGGUUAAUGCCACGGACAUGUGUCCAGCCUUUGUCUGUCCUAACUGGCCAAUCGCUUUCCAGAGUUACUUCACAAAGGAUUUCAUUGCGGUGACUGCCUACGCUCAGAUACUCCAGGACCCGGCGUCUUCACUGCCGGACUGCGAUUCUGGACCCGGCCCACUAAUGGCUGGACUGAACUUGUUCGAGAGUCAGUUACUCAUACUCUACUUCUGCACUUAA